CGCCGCUCGCCCCGCUGCUAGCCAUGCAGAGCUACCCCCAGUCCGUCAGCAUCAACAUGCAGCCCCACGGCUGGAACGGGGCAGGUUCCCCGGCCACCGCCUUCGGCCCCACCAUCACCUCUUUUGUUCAGCCGCAGCCCGUCCCCAACCCCCAGGACUUUGUGCUCUGGUCCUUCUUCAACGCCAUGUUCUGCAACCCCUUCUGCCUGGGCUUCAUCGCGCUCAUCUUCUCCAUUAAGUCCAGAGACGGGAAAAUCGCCCACGAUCCAGCAGCUGCCAGCAGCUACGGGAGGACGGCGAAGCACCUGAACAUCGCCGCGCUCUGCCUGGGCAUCGUGGGGACCAUCAUCUGUAUCGUGGUGCUGGUCAUGUACUACAACAGCCUGCGGGUGGGCAGCCACUUCUAACCCUGUCCCACCCAGCAGCAGCCUCGCUUUUCCUUCCCUUCCACCCCACUCAGCCGAAACCCACCCAGGAAGACACGGCGGCUCCGAUGGGACCUUCCUCCCCACUCCCACCGGGCCCGGGGGGACCUCAGGCACCCUCCUGGUGCGCCCUGGCUGAGACCAGCGCUCUUCACCAUGAACACGUGGGGUGAGCUCACAGCAAAUAAAGCUCUGUGCCCACCCUUCUCCUUGGAAAUGUCGCACUUUGGGGUUUUGGGAGAUGUUAUUCCCCG
Chroicocephalus ridibundus (black-headed gull) is the source of this 679-nucleotide messenger RNA. RefSeq names its product interferon-induced transmembrane protein 1-like. The record is from RefSeq and is a predicted model, not a curated record. The coding region runs from base 24 to 407 and encodes 127 amino acids. NCBI's taxonomy places the organism in Eukaryota, Metazoa, Chordata, Aves, Charadriiformes, Laridae. The transcript has 2 exons. Gene Ontology annotation, cellular component: plasma membrane. Gene Ontology annotation, biological process: negative regulation of viral genome replication; defense response to virus; response to interferon-beta.